Messenger RNA from Paralichthys olivaceus (Japanese flounder), 1252 nucleotides. The record is from RefSeq and is a predicted model, not a curated record. NCBI's taxonomy places the organism in Eukaryota, Metazoa, Chordata, Actinopteri, Pleuronectiformes, Paralichthyidae.
CAGAGACACACGAGUCAGAGAGAAGACAGCUUGAGAUGACAUCAUGAAGGAGUUGUCUCUGUCCCUGCUGAGUCGAGGCUGUGGUCGAUUCAUCUCAUCCAAGAGAAACCCUGGAAGACAUGAUGGACGCCUGGACGUCUGCUUCACACCACAGGAUUACUACAUCUGGAAGUCCCAGGAGUCUCUGCUGCGUUUGUCCAACAGUGGUCGUCUACUCGCGGAAGCAGAGUCGACCCUUCCAAAGACGUACAGCACUCGUAGGGGCCCACUGCUACUGUACUCCCAGGACCUGGUUUCUAUGGAAACCAGUCGUGGGUCAGUGGCUGGUCACAGGAAGAAGCGGGUUGUGCGACGGUAUUAUCAACAAGUGGAGAAGCAGCUCAGCACCCUGAAGGAGCUGACAGCGGCCAUUUUGAGCUACAGUAACAAUCCGUUCUCCUCUUCCCGACUCGCUCCGUCCCUCAUUCCUCCUCUUCACCUCCCUCCGGGUCCAGAUGUUCCCUCUCCCAGUCCUCAGCCUGUUCGCCCAACACCAGCACAGCCCAGUCCAGAGCUGUUGGUGCAGUUGGACCCAGUGUGGCUUCCUGCAGAGGAAAACACUGAAGAACUGGAGAAUCAACCUGAAGAUGAGGAACUGGACAACAAGAGCAGAGUCAGGCUGGAUGUGUUCCUCCACAUAACCUGUACCUCCAGGAGUCCAACCCCACAGACGGAGCCUCAGCCCUGGGAACAUUAUGUAGCUUUAACCCCUGAGGAACCAGAAGAAGAUCAGGCGUUCUAUGAAAUGUGUCUGCCGCAAACUGAAAGUUCACAGUACACUGAAAUAAACCAUCACAGUACAGGAGGAGAUUAUCCCCACAUGAACCUUUUCCACGACAUGGCGGAUGAUCCAGACUGUUCCAUUCGGAGAAGCAGUGAAACACUCAGUGAUAAAGGCAACUGUGAGAGAUCGAUGAGUGGGAGCCGACACGGGAGGACAGGACUGCACCUUCCUCCAAUGGAACUGGGAAAAUCCGCCUGUUACAGAUCCUCCGGAGAGAAGACAGACUGGUUGGACGGUUCCGAACACUGUGCGCAGCAUCUACCUCCCAUAGCAGUUCCCCCCGCACGAGUGAUCCAGGAUCGGAACCAGCAGGACGUCCGACCUCGAUCAGAAAGAGACACGGUUCAGUCCAGGGAAAAUCCGAAUAGGCUCCGUCUGCCACCUUUGGUUCUAUCCUCACUGUUUCCUGAACAAGAAGGUCAUAAAUAA